This is a messenger RNA of Onthophagus taurus, 2045 nucleotides long. RefSeq lists its product as uncharacterized. Gene Ontology annotation, cellular component: cytoplasm. Gene Ontology annotation, biological process: cell migration; enzyme-linked receptor protein signaling pathway. The record is from RefSeq and is a predicted model, not a curated record. Gene Ontology annotation, molecular function: receptor tyrosine kinase binding; signaling adaptor activity. Lineage: Eukaryota; Metazoa; Arthropoda; Insecta; Coleoptera; Scarabaeidae.
AGAUAUAAAAUUAGGUAUAAUGUAUUCAUUUAAACUUUUUUUACAUGUUUAGUCGAUUUAAAAGUUUCGAUGAAAAGGUUUUCAUAAAUUAUUUAUUAAUUGAGUGAGUAAUGUUAUAAGAGAUGGAUGAGCGAAAUAAUUGUCCCGAUUGGUUAAAAGAAAAUUUUACAAAAGAAGAAGCUUUAAAUUUUUUGAAAAAUCCCGAAAAGCCUCUCUAUUCAUUUCUAAUUACAACCUCAAAAUUAUUUCCCUGGUUAACAUUAUCGAUUAAAUUGGAGCAAUCAAUAAAACAAUACAAAAUUUACAAAGAUUCCGAAGAUUUUUAUUAUUUUUUUGAAACUAAGAAAUUCGAUGAUUUGGAGGAUUUAAUCAAAAAUUAUUCAGAAAAUAAUUGGAAUGAAAUACUUAACCCGAACGAAAAAAUAAAAGAUGAAAAGAUAUAUUGCCAACCUCAAAUCAUUUCGGUUAAGACAGAAAUUUUAAUAGGUGAAAGUGAAGAUGUUAACAAACCCAUUCCUAAAGGAAUUCCUAAAAAUAAUGAAUUAAACGGUGUGUUAAAAAAGAAAUUACUUGAAUUGAAAGAAAAAAAUGAAACUUACGAACAAAGUGAUGAUGAAUCAAUUAUUGAGGAAUAUUGUUCAACAAAUUUAUUAGAAAACAUUAAAAAAAUGAAGAGAGAAGAAGCCGAAGAAUAUUUAUCAAACAAAGAAGUUUAUUCUUAUUUAAUUAGAAUAUCAGAACAAACCGGGAAUAAAUGUUUAACUUUAAAAACAGAAAAUGCUAUACAACAUUUUGUUAUUUAUUCGCACAAGGAACAAUUUUACAUUAAUUACGGAGAAAUGUUUUCUUCAGUAACUGACCUCAUUGAAACGUAUUCAAAAAAUAACUGGAAAAAGUUAUUAAAUUCAAACUGCGAUAUUUACGACUCACAAAAUAAUGAAUAUGAUAGUGCAGACCAUUACCAAUCAUUGGAAGAUUGCACUCAAAAUUACAUGAAAACAUUCACACGAGAAGAAGCCGAAAAGUACUUAUCAAAAUUAAGCGUUUUUAGUUAUUUAGUAAGACCAUCAAGAAAUGGCGACCUUUCGUUAAGUGUAAAACUAAAACACCGCAUUUACCACUACUUAAUCCAUAAAAAGAAAAAUUAUUAUUACAUUUACGAAUGGUCGUUAUUUCCAACCAUAUCUUCAUUAAUAAAAACGUACGCUCAAAAUGAUUUUGAAGAUUUAUUUAAUACACAACCGAAAGGGGAAGUAACCGAAGAGAUUCAUCUUGCGAGGACUUGUAAAGAGAUGACAAAAAUGGAAUUAAUGAAAAAACCUUAUUACAGUUAUGUUCUUCGCGAUUCAUCGAAUUUUAGAGGUUGUAAAUGUCUUUCGGUAAAAUUUCCCGAAAAUGUUCUCCAUUAUAUCAUAUUUUCAAGCGAAAAGGGGUUUUAUAUUUAUAAAUAUGAUCAUUAUACUACCAUUGAGGAAUUAAUUGAGAACUAUUCAAAAAAUCAAUGGGCGAAAUUGCUUGAAAUGAACAAAUUAGAUAAACGAGGAAGUAUCGAAAAAUUGGCGUUCGUCUCUAAAACAAAACUUAAAUCCGGAAAAGAUUACGUUAUGAAUAAAUUGUAUUGUAUGCGAUAUUUUGAGAAAUAAAUAAAAAUUAAAAAGUUUUCAACAAAGAAGAGCCCAACCCAAAGAAGAACCCUUUAAAUUAUAACUUUCAAGUUCCAACUAAAUCCUUUGUAUUCUUCUCAGGAAAAACCUUCCUGUAUACUUGAAGAAAUCCCAGAUAACCGUGGCCUUAGCACAAGAAGCUCGAUGGUGGUGGGAGACAUCAAGAGUUCUUGCCACACGUCGACAUUCGAACGUUUUUCCUACGCGCGGUCGGUUUACUUGUGACUCGAAAACUUUAUCACAUUUUAUGCGUUAGCCGUUUUUAAAGUUUCAAAACAAACAGUGAAUCUUUAUUUGAUUGGAUUAUUUUGUGCUUUACUUACAAACGUUAUUUGUUCCCUUCAAAGUUCUGGUUAACGUUUGUUUACUUGAAAUCAACAG